Micromonas commoda is the source of this 2460-nucleotide messenger RNA. RefSeq lists its product as hypothetical. Gene Ontology annotation, biological process: mitotic spindle assembly checkpoint signaling; meiotic sister chromatid cohesion, centromeric. Lineage: Eukaryota; Viridiplantae; Chlorophyta; Mamiellophyceae; Mamiellales; Mamiellaceae. The transcript has 2 exons. Bases 1 to 2460 code for a protein of 819 amino acids. Gene Ontology annotation, molecular function: protein kinase activity. The record is from RefSeq and is a predicted model, not a curated record.
AUGUCGGACCCGACGUGGGACACCUCCAAGGAGAACUUCCAGCCUUUAAAGAGGGGUCGCGACGCUAAGAUGCUCGAUCAAGUUACGGGCAUGGCCAACGGCGAGCGCGCGACGAAGAUCAAGGAGGAACGAAGCGCCUUUUGGAACGCUAUCGCCACAUACGACGGUGAUGACCCGCUCGAGGUGUGGGUGAGGUUCAUCAAGUGGACGGAGCAGAUGUUCACGUCCGGUGGACGCGAGACCGAGGUGCUUCCCCUCCUCGAGCGGUGCACCCGCGAGCUUCAAGAGGUGCCGCGCUACAGGGAUGACGUGCGAUAUCUCCGCAUCUGGGUCAAGUACGCCGACUGCUGCAAGGAACCGCACGACAUAUUCAAGUUCCUUCAGGCGAACGACGUCGGCCAGCGUCACACACUGUUCUACGAGGCCUACGCCGCAUUCCUCGAGAUCCGCGGCGCGUUCAAGCAGGCGGGUGAGGUAUACGACCGCGGCAUCCUCAUGCGCGCAGAGCCCACGCAGAGGCUCAAGGAAAAGCUCGCGCAGUUUCAACACCGCAUGAUGAAACGUAAGCAGCGCAAGAUGGAGGAGGGCGGCGCCCUCGAGGAGGAAGGAGAGGGCGAGACGCGGAGGUUCGGUGAGGUUGGCGCCGCCGCGAGGGGCGGGAGCGCAAACGCCGAGAACCCAGGCGGCGCCGUGCGCAGCGGCGGCGGUGGCGCCGCGGGUGUCGUGGGAUCGAGGGCCCGCGGCCUCGGUGGCACGGGCGGUGUCGGUGGCGGUCGCACGCCCAAGCGUUCCAACGAGAACGACGGCGGUCUGGAGAUUUACUGCGACGAGGAGGACGGGGUGGCUCCAUCCGCGGCUCCAGCACCAUGGAAGAACCUCGGCAAGUACACCGAGACCCGCAAAGAAAACACGAGGGGAGCCACGCAGUGGACGGGUCAGGGCCUCGGGAACAAACGAUCGAGGCCCGGACAGGCUAGCGCCGUCACUCCCGCCCCAGACCUCGAUAUUUACGAGGAUGAGGACCUCGCGCAGGCUGAGGCUGAGGCUGCGGCGAACGCGGGUUUGAUGUCCAAGUCGACCUCGAAGCCCCCGCCCACCAACGCGCUCCGCCGCCGCCUCGACGCCGCGAACCCCAACCUCGCGAGUAAUCCCAUGCUGCACCACGGCAAGGGGGCGCCCGAGCCCGAGCCCAUCGCCGGCGAGCGACCCAAGACGUUCUAUGGCGGCUACAACCCCGCGGAUACGGUCAACAAUUUUGGCGAGGAGGUGUGCUACGAGGAGCGCCGCGCCGCGAGGUGGGAGGUCGCGAACGGCCCGGUGGCGGCACAGAAGCCCGCCCCGGGGCUAAUCAUCGGCCGUGAGACUAAGGAGGAGGACAUGGAGCUCGAUGCGACCGUGGCUGUGCCCACGACCAUUGGGGGUGUGCCAGCUGAGGUGACGGCGACAACCGUGCAGGUCAUGCAGAACCCCAAGCUGGACGUCGCCGAGGUGCAGACGGCGGCACCACCCGAGUCCGUGCCCCAGCAUUCCUUUGGAUCAUGCGGUGCUCCCCCGUCGGAUGUCGGCAGCGGUGUGCAAGGACGCGCGCUGGAGCGACCGACUGACGAGGCCCAGGGCGUGCCACCGGCGGGCGCCGCGCAGCCAGUUGCCGCCGCCGUACCCGCGGGUCUUCGCUGGACCGCCACGGAGGGUGGAACAUACGGUAUGAACGAGCCGACGAUGACUUUGACCACCAAGGAGGCGUGGGGUGACAUCAUGUCAAUGUUUUCCGGAGGACUUGAGGCUGAGCGCGCCACAAAUCCAGCGGAAAUGGGCGACGCCGCCGCCACCGCCGCUCUCGCACCAAUCAAAGAGGCAAACACCCCAGCGCAGAAGGCUGACGAGACGGAGAGCUUCGCGAUUUACGAGGAUACCUGUUUGCUGUCCAAGGAAGCUGUCGCCGCGGUCGCCGCGCCCAAACAGCAAUCGCCCAUUGCUGAUCUCGAGAUUCGAGAGGAUACCGUUGUGUUGCCGCCCAUCGCUGCCACCCCCAGGCCUGCUGCGUUUGGCGCAAACGCCGCAAAGACCCCAGCGAUGCACGGACGGACGCCACUGGCGGCGAUGCCGAUGAGAACCCCCCUUGCUCCCACCACGGCGACGCGCCAGCCCCUCGCGACCAAGACAGGCGCGGCGGCCAUGCCUCCGUCCGCACCAGUGGCUGGGAAAGCCGCAGCUGACGAGAACGAAUUUGCCGUGUACGAGGAUCCCACUGAGCAGAUACCCAGCGGAGCGCACUCCCAGGCUGUGAGCAUGCAGCCCCCCGCAGCACCCGCGAACACCCCGAUGCCGAGUGAUGACGGUGGCUUUGACGUUUACCAGGACACCAUGCAUAUCGACCCGGCAAUGAUGGCCGAGGCGAUGAGACAGGGUGAAGGGUCGCAGGCGAGCGGCUCAGCUGGAAGCGCACAGCACACCAGGUAG